Molecule: messenger RNA, 608 nt
Organism: Saccostrea cuccullata (small rock oyster)
Lineage: Eukaryota; Metazoa; Mollusca; Bivalvia; Ostreida; Ostreidae
Exons: 5
Coding region: 1-579 (192 amino acids)
Source: RefSeq, a predicted model, not a curated record
AUGACUCGCCUAAUCCACCCAGAUUCUUUCAAAUUAAUCUUUUUAGUUGUUGCUAGGGGGACAUUUUUGUCACACGAUACAACAUGGAAAAGGUCGCUGAGAGUGUGUGAUACUUUUUAUCAAAGACCUUUGACUGAGGAAGACUUUAUUUCAAAGAACAACACUUGGAUGGGGAAAGCUAAAUAUGUGAUUUCUUCGGGUGUCAUAACUUUGCAAAUUCAGAGGAUAGAAGAAAAUGAAACUUGUUCAGAUUGUGAUACUCAACACAAAAAUUGCCAGUUUUGCAUCAGUCGUCUACAGCUGAAUAAGAGUCGACCGUCCUUUGAGGAACUGAAAACUAAACUUAUACCAGGACAAAAGUAUAUCAUUGGAGACAGCUGGUAUAGCUAUGUGGAAGAAAUCCCUGUUCCAACCAAGUGUUUGCUAUAUAGAGGAGCUUCACAUACAGAAUACGUAUCCUGCAAUAAAAAUUUUAGUGAUGGAUGCAGCGAUUCCGAUGUGUCUUCAUACAAGGCUAUCGUUUACUUUGAAGAAAACAAUGAUGAAGGUAACACUACAUAUACUGUGUACAUCUGUUGAAUUUUCAUAUGAACACUGGAGAUAAAAAC